AUGGCUGCGCAAAUGUGUCAGUCGCCAGGCUUUUGGGGGGUCCGGUCGCCAAUCACCGUUCGCCUGCGCCUCUGGUAUCGUCCGUCUCCGAAGCCAUGCCGCCGAGACAGGUGGGCAGCAGGGGUCCUGGAGGCACGAAGUCCCGGCACUGUCGAUUCAAGGCCCCCAAGCCGCCAGGAAUACUACCGUCGAUGCAUCACUAGCCGACUCCGUCUCGUCUCCGCAAGCCACGCCACGAGUCUGGCUUCUUGGAGCCCGCGGGAGUCUGUGCAAGCUUAUACGGACAUUGAUGCUGCAAAAGCCCCAAAAUGCCGGCUUUCGGCUGGCGAACCAGGCCGCGAGACUGUCACGGUUCGCUUGAGAACCGAUGGCCUCAAGUCCCAGUUUGCGAGCGAUCCGGCUGAGCUCCUAGGAGCAGCAAGUACCUACAUUCCACGGAGCCGCAGCAGCUCACUGAUCACAAAGAGGUCCUGUAGUGCCGCUUUAACGUAUUUUACCGACGGGGGGGAUUUGGACAGACAACCCGCGACCUGCAGGCAGACCAAACAAGCUGCACGCCUUUCCAAUCUCGAUGAUUCCGUGCAGCAGCCCACCGGUUUAGUCUCUGGAGAUUGGAAUGGAGGAUAUCGGGGGAAAAAGAGGCAUCGAGACCGAGUCAGUGGCGCAGUCGGCGAUGGUAGUGAGAAAGACUCUGAUGAUGGCACUGAAGGGGAUCAUGGGAGAAUGAGGGCAUCCUCUUGCGUCCAACCGUCUGCGCUCAACGACCUCACCGGCCUCCAUAUCUUCAGGUCAGACGCCGCCUUAUCCACUUCAGCUGUCGAUAUCGAGCAGGGCAAGGUCAGCAGCAGUGGGAAUGUCCCACUCUCGGGAAGCGAGCCGCGGCUGUGGUCACUGGAAGAGGAUGGCGAUGAUCUUGUCAAGAACAUGGACUUCACCCCGGAGAAUCCCAACUGGAGACGCAACAGAAAGACUUCCGAUCGCCUGCAUCACAGUACCGGCUACCUGUUUCCCGGCGCCGCCUCCAUGCGACCAGAGGUAGCGGUUCGACCAAAGGGGACGAGCCAAGGUACCUCCUGA
Molecule: messenger RNA, 1077 nt
Organism: Trichoderma reesei QM6a
Lineage: Eukaryota; Fungi; Ascomycota; Sordariomycetes; Hypocreales; Hypocreaceae
Exons: 7
Coding region: 1-1077 (358 amino acids)
Source: RefSeq, a predicted model, not a curated record